Molecule: messenger RNA, 6141 nt
Organism: Danaus chrysippus (African queen)
Lineage: Eukaryota; Metazoa; Arthropoda; Insecta; Lepidoptera; Nymphalidae
Source: the annotation of a GenBank genome assembly
AUGAGCUCCAAUGAACAGACAUCAACAACAGAUCUCAAAGAAAAUGUGACAGAAAGAACUGAGAAAGAAUUGUUAUAUAGGGAAGGUCUCAAAGAUAUAAUAUUUGAAUGGGCUAAAAAAUUACCACGAUAUUCAAAUGCUAGUUCAGAAAAUAUAAAACAGAACAUUGUCAACGACCUCAUUGAAAAGUUAAAUGAAAUGUAUUCUGAAGUAAAUGAAGAUUAUUAUGACGAAAAACUGUCAAUGGAAAUAGAUAAAUUUAUAGAUUCAUUACCGAUGUUGUCUAAGUUAUUAGAAAAUAAAGGAUAUUUGGACCAAUUAAAAGAAGCACUUGUAGAGAAAAUCUAUAAUUUAAAUAAUAAUAUCAAACGUCAUACUACUGCAGGGAAUAAAGAACAAAGUAAUGAAAGUAAUUUAAAAGAGAAAUCUACUAAUACUCUGGAAUAUUAUACAACAAGAGAGGAUUCGGACAACCGUAGAAGCCUUUCAAAAAUUUACCCUUUCUACAAGAAAACAGCUAAAGAACCUAAUACGAAAUAUAACAAACAGCAAAAUAAAAAACUUGAAAAUAAAAUUUAUAAAGAAAUGAUAUACAAUUGGAUCGACGACAUUCAUAGGAACUUGGACAAAAAUGAAAAAAUUAUUAUGACUGACGCUCUCAACAAUCGUUUGAAAGAAUUGUUACAUUCAAAAACUACAGCAAAUUACAAACUAAUGCUCAAAGCUGAGAUAUUUAAUUUUUUAAACGAUUAUGCAGAUAAGUUAUUUUUGUCUCCUGAAAACUAUACAUAUCUCAAUCGAUUAUCAGAAAAAAUUGCCGUUAAAUUACUGAGCGCUAAAUUCAGUAACGAAGAAGUUUAUUCAAUGUCUUAUACUUCCUGUUUCAAAGACUCUGCUGACGAUGUGAACUCUUGGGACUGUGAUGAAGAAGAACCCUAUCAACAUCUAGUGCAAGAAAUUGUUAGAGAGCAAUUACUAAACUUUAAUAUUUCAACUUCUAUCGCAACAGACAUUAUAAAUAUUAUCUUGAAGAACAUUAAGUUUAUUUGCAUGCGUCAAGAUUACUACGUAGAAAUACACAUAUUCAAUAUUUUAAAAUUUUGUACUGACCUAUCAGACUACAAUAUUUCCACUUUGACUAGCAACAUAUUAGAUCAAAUAAGAACCGAAGCCACUAGUAAAUAUCUUACAGCAUACAAUUUUGUCUGCUUUAAUAAUAAUAUGACUCGAACACAAAGUUUUAUUUCUAUCUACAAAUCUGAACAAGAAAUACGUGGACCUAACACCGUUCUACCAACUUUAAAAAGAAAAUUAAGCGCAAACAGUCAGCACAUAACAAUGGAAGAAAAAAAAUAUGUUAAUAGAAUAUCACAGGUAUUAAAGACUUGGGUGAACGCUUUGCCUGUUGGAGGCGCAAAAUUGGAAAACAAGAAAAAUGAAAACACUAUCAUUAAUAAUCUAGCUUACGACAUCUUAGAUCAAGUUAAAUUAGAACAGUUAGUCCCGGAGACUAGAGCUGAAAAAGACAAAUUUUUAUCAUUUUUUAUCAACCGGUGGCUCAACAGAUUAAAUUGGUUUCAUAAUAUAGCUGACGCACAGCCGUACGUUGAAAACUUAAUACAGGAACUGAAAAAGGUUUCUCUUCCAAGUUUUUCUAAAACCAACAAUAAGCAAUAUGUAAAGAAAACGGAAACAUCGUCCGGAUCUAAUAAAAUGUCUCCUCUUGGUAAGAAUGCAAAUGGGAAGGAAGAAUCUCAUGAUCAGCCUUUAAAACUCCAAGCUGUAUUAAAGGAAUUCAUUUCCAAAUAUAUUGAACACAACUAUGAUGAAGAUAACGCUCUGACUAGAGAAGUGUUUGGACAUAUAUUAAAAAAGGAACUUCAGAAGUUAAGUACACCAAGCAGGCGAGAAGUCUAUACAAACUUAAAUAAUACGGAGGAUGACAAUAUAGGUUUAGAAAAAUUAUAUAAUGAGUUGCAGCUCAUUAAUAUUAUAUCGGACUGGCUCAAACAACUACCUGUAGAAGGUUCUUUCAAUGUGUCUGGAAACGAAGAACGUGCGCAAUGGAUUAUAGAUUUAGCAAAAAUGAUUAAUGAAACGGAAAAAAGUAGUUCUCAAUCCAAUGAUUAUUAUCAACAACUGAAAUCAAGAAUUAUGCAACACACAGAAAUAUUGCCUAUAGACGAACUAUAUAAAGAGAACAUGACCAACUUCAUCGAUAAUUUAGUCAGUAAUAUUGAUGAACUUCAAUCUUCUCCACAAUGUUGUGCAUUUACAAAUGAAGCAUCUUUAAACGUUAGCAGUGUACCAGAACACAAUAUGAGUGACUUUAUCGAGGAGUACAUACGAGACAAAAGCGACGUCAUCGGUGAUGAUGAACUGAAACUUGACGCCUGCUCCUUAAGAAUUUACAAAGAAGUAGAUAAUAUGGCUAAAGAUAAUCCUACAAGCUUAAGUACGUCUCAAGUAUAUAACAGAUUAUCAGAAAUGUCGCAACAAACUGAAGAAUUAGGCAAACGCUUCAAUUUUAAACUCAAUUAUGCUAAAGAGAUAAGUAAUUUUUUGAAUAAUUUACCAUUACUGGCAAUCAAGGAUACAAAAGACGUAAUCGUUACAAUGAUAAGCAAUUUAACUGAAAAAAUGACUGAAAGAUGGCAAAUAAAAAAUGUCGAUCCAAACAAUAGUCAAGUCGAUGACAAAUUAAGAGAUUAUAUAAAGACAUGGAUUAAAGAAUUACCUCUUGAUCCCAAAAAGGAUAUUGUGAUGCCCGUUGUUGUUCAACAAAUUUGGAAUAGAAUGGAAAGAGUUAAUAAUGGUAUAGAUGAACCAUCUGCGGUGUUACCAAGCUUUAGCGAUAACCCAAAAUCCAUUUGCGAAUCCCUUUCACCGUGUUGUAAAAGAAAUCCUUUAACAAAAGAUUUCGAAAAACUGGAUCCUGGAACAGAAAUCGUUGAAGCGAUUGAGGGAUGGUGCAACAAUUUACCAAUACAUGCUGAUACCAUUUCUAUGGAACGAACUUUAAAAGAAGAAUUUAGUACAAGACUAUAUAAGAAAAUUAAUGAACUAAACAAAAUGCCUGAUUGCUUUGACAAUAACAUUACUUAUCUGCAGCUGUUAGAAGAAGAGAUAGAUUCAGGUUUAAACGAUCUACCGCAAAAUACUCAACUACAACAUUCAAGAGAAAUGUUAAAAAGACAAUUGUUGAAUAAAAUAAAUGAAAGCAGGAACGUGAUUAGAGAAAAAACAGCCGGCUUGAAAUAUAGACAGGAACUAGAAAAAACUAUUGAAAUUUCUUUACCUAAUCCUGUUUUCUUCCAUCAAAAAGACUGUCCCGGUUUCAAUAUUUAUAAAAGCCUGUUAGCACAAUUAUUUAUUUUAGAAAAUUUUGACCACGCUCACGAUGAUUUUAAAAUUAAUUGCAUAAGAAAAAUACGAAAUAAAAUUGAUAAUAAUUUCGAAAACGUGGAAAAUAUUAACUCUGUGUCAUUGACUAAGGAUCAAUUGUUUAAUCAACUGUACAGCUCUCUGUUCUCUGUCCCUGUUCCAAAUGAAAAUUCAAUUGCAAGAGAAGUUGAAGAAAUUAAAACUCGUUGUAUCAUUGAAGUUUGGUUUGAAAGUUUGCCAAUAAGGGAAGCUGCGAGCGUUGAAGAAUUACUUGAGCGUGAACAAAUUAUAUCCAUGUUAGCUAAAAGAAUACAUGCGUUCGAAAAAAGUUGCGACGACCCUAAUGAUAAAAUCAAAAAAGAAAUAAAUAAAUGGCUGAUGAAAUUACCGAUAUUACCGGACCAUGGAUAUAGCUUCGAUCAAUUAACAAGUGCACUUCUACAAGGAUUAAUAUUAUCCAAAAAUGAAAGGACAUGUAAACUAUCAGACCGGAAUGUGACACUCGAAGAAUUUUUAUUAGAUAAAAAUAAUAACAAAGGGAUCGUAGCUACAAGUCCACCAGCCUUACCUAGCAGUGACAGGACAUCUUGGUUCACUCCAACUUCAUCAUCGUCUCCUAAAAUUCCUCGAAGUUGUUGUAAAAAAGGCGGGAAACCAACUGACCUCCUCCUGGAAACCAUAGAAAAGUGGUGUCAACAAUUACCACUACCAGAAAAUAGUCAACAGGAUAAAGAUAAUGCAAAAACCAUAAGGGACAAUCUUAUCGUAAAAUUAAUAAUUAAAAUUAGUGAAUUAAACUUAAACUCGGAAGCCUUUGAGAAUGAUGUUCUUUAUGAUUCAUUGCUUGAUGAUGAAAUAGAAGAACUAAUGUCUACAUUACCCACUUCGAUUGAACUACAACAAAAUAAAAAUUUAUUAAUAAAUCAAUUCAAAGAUUCUAUAAAAUCUAUUAAACCCCUAAUCAAGAACGAAAAAUCACGUUACGAGUACAAACAAGUUCUUAAAAAUACUACGGAUGAAGUUUUAGGACAACCCCACAAUGUGCCGCCAACAAAAGGUGCUUUGUUACGAACAUUGAGAGAUGAAAUUGUCGAUGAUUUUAUUGUCUACAAAUUUUCUAAAGGAAAUGAAAACAAUCGUGAUGUAUAUAAAAUAAUGUUACAGAGAGUUGUGCAAAGAUAUGUUUUAGAGAAAGAAAGUUUGUCUAGUGAUCCUGGAACUGACCCAGUAGAGAAAGGAAAUCAAUUGAUGAAUGAAUUGUCUAAAGUACCGACACCGAGUGAUGAUGCUAUAUCAGACGAAGUAAAUGAAAUACUAAUGAAGUUUGAAGUGAACGUUUUUUUUAAAGAGUUACCCAUCGCUGAUGACGAAAAUAAGCAGCCGCUACAGAGUCAAGUGAAAUACACUCUAGCUAAACGAUUGAGUGAUUUUAAGAAAGAUGGUUUUAAAAAUAAUCAUGAAGAAAUUAAAAAUGAAAUAAUGAAAAAUCUACAUAAAGUUCUAGAAGAAAUCGAUCCUCAAAAAGUUGAUGCAUUUAUCAAAAGGUUGGAAACGACGGAAAAUCCUAAAUUUCCACAGCUACCACACUCCAGUAACCAAAAUAUGAGUUUAUCAAAUAACGAUGUUUGGAGUAAUGACAAUCUUAUGAGUAUUAAUAAUCAAAAUAGCGUAGAACGAGGUGUAAAUAAGGAAAAUAAUGAAGAUCAACAAUGGAUGUCAUUAUUAUCAGAAACAUCUGGAGCGAGAGGUUCAAAUUACCGUGGCGCCAUACAACCCACACACUAUACAAAAAGUACAGACAAUAUUGUGAGUCCUCGAGCGCUCGGACAAGGUUUUGAUCGUAGUCUCAAUCAAUCAGAAUUGAGUUACAAACAAUUUAGAGAGGGAGGAGUUCUAACUUCCUCGGUAACAAGAAAGAAUGAAACCAUUCAAAUCAUACCUAAUGACAAUGGUGAAGUCAAUAGUUUAAGAUCGAACCAAAAUUUAGGUGGCUCCAUUGGUUUAAAGAGAGACGUCCCUAUGACUGCAGAUACGAACAGAAUCACUAACAGCAUUGGCCAGGAUUUCCAAUUACUUGAUAGGGAUUCCAUGCAACAAAGGGGUCUGGGAGCAAACUUGCGACAGUCCAACUUAUCAAUACGCCCCCAGUGUCCAAGUUCUUGUUCCCAACAGACGGAUGAAAGCCAGCAACCGGCAAUACCAUAUCCAGCUUUAUCUAAUCAGAGCUCCCAACAAUCAAGACACACGUGUAGUGAUUGUUGUAGAAAUCAAAAGGUUCCUGAUGUCCAAAAAUAUACCUUCAACUCUUACCGUCCAUCGCAAUUCACUUCAGAGAACAGAGACGUCAUACAACAACAGCCGUGUAGGCCGUUAUCAAUGUUAGAACGAACGACUUCAAAACAAAAUAUCGACGAUGUCUCUAUACGCAGUCUGCCUCAGGACCCGAUGUCCCAAUUCACUCAGAAUGCGCCACAUAUUAACAGUAGAUGCAACAAAAAUUGCCGCAGACCUUCCAUUGUGUUACUAAGUCCUCCUUAUACAGAUUCUAAUAAUCUAGUGGGGGAGAACAAGCCGAAAGCUAAUUUGGAACCGAUAACAGAUGAGAAUGAACCUAGAUGUUCAUGUAUCAGUAGAAGCAAGAAGCAAUUUGAAGGUAAUCCUCUCUGUCCCAACCACAUGAGGAAGCAGUGUCGAGUAUGUAACAGACCCAAUCCGUUCCGUUAUAUGGGACCGUACCGACGUUAUUAUGGUUACUAG